Molecule: messenger RNA, 2788 nt
Organism: Danaus plexippus (monarch butterfly)
Lineage: Eukaryota; Metazoa; Arthropoda; Insecta; Lepidoptera; Nymphalidae
Product: beta-1,3-galactosyltransferase 5-like
Exons: 3
Coding region: 353-1438 (361 amino acids)
Cellular component (GO): membrane
Molecular function (GO): hexosyltransferase activity
Source: RefSeq, a predicted model, not a curated record
GAAUUGCGAUUCGUCAAACUAAAGCGGCAGUUGAGUGAAGGUGGUUGUUUUAUGAGCAAUUAAGUGUAAAAAAAACUGUACUUAAAACGUACUGAGUUCACUUGCGCUAUGCAUUACAACGUUAAACUUGUUUAAUAUUUAUAAAAAUCGUAAGUGUGCGAAUUCUAUCGAGCAACUUCCGAUAUUAGACCAUUUCCUGACUAGUUAGCCUGCUGCUUCCUUGCAAUAUUAUGAUUCAUCAUAUUUGGUGUGUUGAAGCGCUGGGACUACAGAGGAUUUCGUAACGCGAUGUGAGAGACCAUAUAGAAAUUGUAUAGAGAGGCAGCGGGUGAUAUUCUGUGGGGGGUAAGUGAUGUCGGUCCUGGGGGCUGGGGGGGUCCUCCGCCGGUCGCACGCGGCAGGACUCGCAGCUCUCGCCGCCCUCUUAUUAUUGUUACUGGCGACGCGGGCCCCCGUCCCUCCUCCUCCCCAGCCGAGGCCCCUCCGUCUCCCCACUCCUUCCUCCACACAUAUCGAUAAACCUCAUUCUCAGACUUCCCCAGCUCCUUCCGAGGCCCCGUCCUCGCAUCCAUCCCCGAAAACCACCAAAGUCAUCAACAACAAAGUCAACACCACCGGUGUGGUGUUGGUCCGUGAUGUCUACGAGGCAGGUCAUGAGCGACCCCAUCCGGAACUGUGUCCUGCUUUAGGAGCGAAAUUAAAAUUACUAAUACUAGUAACAUCAGCGCCCUCGCACUCCUCCGCCAGGGACGCCGUAAGGUUGACGUGGGGUCAUUACGCGGCGAGGAAGGACAUCGCAUUGGCGUUCGUCCUCGGAGCACCGCCGGAGUCGCUCCGAGCGGCCGUGGAGGCCGAGGACGCGUUGUACGGAGACCUGAUUGUGGGUCGGUCGAUAGACUCUUAUUCGAAUCUCACCCUCAAAACGAUCUCGAUGCUGGAGUGGGCGGACACCUAUUGUCCGCGAGCCCCGCGGCUCCUUAAGACUGACGACGACAUGUUCAUCAACAUACCUCGCCUGCUGUCCUUCACGGCGGCGAGGGCGAACGCCACUAAAACUAUCUGGGGGAAAGUGGUCAAGAAAUCGCUGCCGAAACGGACGACUAAAUCCAAAUAUUACGUGUCCCCAUUGCAAUUCCCGGGGCGGGUAUUCCCCGAUUUCGCGACCGGCCCUGCCUACUUGCUGACGGCUGAUGCUGCCCGGCUUCUCCUGGCGGCGGCGCCGGCCGAGAGGUACCUGCGUUUGGAAGAUGUGUUCAUCACUGGCGUACUAGCCGCCAAGCUCGGCCUGGCUCGCUCGCAUGCGGCCGAGUUCUACAAUAAGAAGGUCGCACCACACCCGUGUGCCGUCCAGAGAGGGAUCGCCAUACACAUGGUGCAAUACCACGAACAAUUCGAUCUAUGGCGUAAGCUGCUCGACGGUAAGACGAAGUGCAGAUAACUGCGACCAGCGUGGCCCAACCUCGGCCGGCAUCGGCCAACAUCGAGGAUAUUAUUUUUGUACUGUAAUUUUUAUUUAAAAGAAUAAACACUUUUUUUAAUAGUUCGAUACAAACGUAUGCCAUAAAUGUUUUGUGGAUGUCUAAGUCGAACGAUCUCACCUGUGGGUAGUUCGGUAAUACUCAACGUGGUUUUUUUUAUUGCUUUUGCAUAUUUAUUGACAAAAUCUAUAUUAUUUCGUAGUAUAAUUACAAUUUAUAUGGAUCUAAUAUAAGCAAUCUUCGAAAUCACUACACACUUAUGCAUGUUAUCAUAGUGACAUGAAUGCGGUUCGUUAAAACAUAAACAUUUCUAUCUACAAUCCAUCUACAUCUACAACAAGCACUCGCUGCUAGAUUUAAACACGCUAUAAUAUGCUAGCACAUUACCUGAUCUCGUGAAUUUUUCAAACAUAAAGCUGAAUCCUGUCCCUUCACCUCAUCUCCUCAUUUCGUCUCAUCUUCACUGGGAAGCCACAUAAACUAUUAUUUUUAUUUCGCUCUAAGUUUUAAAGUUAGAGGAAAGUUAUUAUCUCCUAACCUAGCUAAUUUCUUAAGGAGUUCCUUCCAUAUCGCUGCCACUGCUAUACUACGAGUAAUUUAGCUUUAAAUUAUUCUUCCAUGUGUGAGAACAAUGGGCCACUGCAUUAAAUUCAUUCUCAUUUCUUCUUUCCAAAUCUUUUUCUCAUUUUGUAAUAUAACAACCACAGUCAAAAUCCUAUCACAUCCCUCUUAAUACGCAACAUGUUUCUUUCAAGACAAGGGAUUCUCUUCAUCAUAGUUUUGUUUGAAGAGGAUCAUCUUUCUGGCUGAUUUCGUUCCUAUGUAUUUAUUUGUAAUUAUGAUACGAAUGAAACAGUCUCGCAGCCCUCGACGUUUCCACCUCACGAACAUAUUAUUUUAUAUGUCUUUUGGUACAAUAUAUAUUGUAUUAAGUACAGAACUGUACUGGAUGGUACAAAUGACACUAGGUAAGGAUUAGUUUAAUAGAGCCGCUGCUCGACCGGCUGUGCCGAAAACGAUGAUGCUCGUGUGAAACGAAAGGCGGCUCUGAGACCUCGCUCUGGACGGAGUGUGUGUGGGUAUAUUGUUCAUACUAGAGGUACACUGUCCCGAGUGUUAGUGAUGAGUAAAGCCACAAGACCACACGUUCAGAGCGACGUAAAUCUUCUCGUAUGAGUUGUAGAAUCUCGACAUAUAUGUGACAAGUUAAUGACCUUUAUAUAGUUAUGUUAUAAUGGAUUGUACACGAUUUAUAAAUACUUGGCUCGGAUGUUGUAAAUAAACAGCAAAAUAUACUCUUGUGUACAAAA